GGGUGUUAGAGGUGUGGCUGGUUAGACAAGAUGAAGUUGCUGCUUGAGUUGCUGACUUUGUGUCUCCUUUCUGUUGCUGCUCGAGCUGCCGAAUGUCACGGGAAGCCGUCACCAGACGCGAAGCCUAAUCUCAACCCAAUCUACACUGACCCGCCAAGAUUCGUCAAGUCAGUAAAAAAUGGGAUGCUAUUCCUGACUGGAGAUGGAGAGGAUGUUAUUCCAAUAGUCCACGUGUGGGGUUCACCUUAUGAAAUGGGUUAUGCUCAUGGUCAGCUAAUGAAAGAGAAAGCACAAGAGCUCGUGCAUGAUGUGUGGGAGUACAUGAAGCUCCAAGUGGAGCAAGGGAUCAACGGUACUAUUGAUAUAUUCCCUGGAUGGUUUCUUAGUGAUAUUGCUAACAUUGGCCUUGAAGCAGCACUGGACCUUGAGACUGAUGUCACGAAGCCAUAUACCGGCUCGUACUUUUAUGAAGAGCUCAAGGGCCUUGCUGAUGGCAGCGGAGCACCUUAUAAGACGAUUGAGCGGAUACACAUGAUAGGAGAGCUAACGAAAGGAGCUUGCUCAAUGUUUGGUGCCAAUGAAAGUGCGGUCCCUGCAGGUGGGGGACUCCUCCAAUUGAGGGCUCUGGAUUGGAAUGUAGACGGUCCUUUUAAAAACUUUCCACAAGUCACAGUGUAUCAUCCAAAUGACACAAAAUAUGGUCACGCAUUUGCCAAUAUAGGAUUCACUGGAUGGAUAGGAUCAAUCACAGGAUUCAGUAGCCAGUUAUUGGCUAUAUCAGAGAUUGGAGUAAGUUUCCCUGAUGAAACUUUUGGUCAUGAGUCAAGAUUCGGUGUCCCAUUUACAUAUAUACUGAGAGACAUAUUGCAAUUUGAUAAGACACUUGAAGAUGCAGUGACCAGGUUAAGCACUGCGCACAGGACCUGCAAUCUCAUUCUGGGAGUUGGAGAUGCCAAAGCUACACAGUUUAGAGGUGUAGAAUACUCAGCAGCCACAGCAGAUUUCUUCACCUGGGAUAACUUGAGGCCAGAAGCAGAUUGGCACCCUCGUAUUAAGGACAUUGUCUAUUGGGGAAUGGAUUGGUUGUGUCCUGGUUAUAACGAAGUCCUGGCGGCACAAUUAAACAAGUAUCAUGGAAACCUUACUGCCGAGAUAACAAUACAAGAGAUAGUGCCGAUAGUACAAACUGGUGACCUCCACAUUGCAGUAUAUGACCUUACCAAAGGACUAGUCUACAUUUCCUAUGCUAAAGGAGAGUCUGAAACUGGCCCACUUUAUGCUUAUGACAGGACAUUCAUUGAGGUUAAGACUGCUGACUUGUUCAACGUAACUCCACCUGGUCUAGUGUAAUCAUGCCAGCUGCUCUUGCUAUGCGUUAAAUAAAUAAUGUCUCCUUUACUAAACAUUUGUUGUGACAAUUAAUUAUUAAUGAAUAUUAUUAUUACUUUUUAUACUAUUGUUUGUACCAUUUUAUCAAAAAAGUUUGAAAUUAGAUCCUUUUCUACAUUUCCCCACAUUG
Amphimedon queenslandica is the source of this 1519-nucleotide messenger RNA. RefSeq names its product protein dcd1B-like. NCBI's taxonomy places the organism in Eukaryota, Metazoa, Porifera, Demospongiae, Haplosclerida, Niphatidae. The record is from RefSeq and is a predicted model, not a curated record. The transcript is spliced from 13 exons. The coding region runs from base 31 to 1350 and encodes 439 amino acids.